Molecule: messenger RNA, 312 nt
Organism: Lentinula edodes (shiitake mushroom)
Lineage: Eukaryota; Fungi; Basidiomycota; Agaricomycetes; Agaricales; Omphalotaceae
Exons: 1
Coding region: 1-312 (103 amino acids)
Source: RefSeq, a predicted model, not a curated record
AUGGCUCCAAGGCGUGAGACUUCGACUGCAAAUACAUUGAGCCCUCAGGAUAUUACUACGACCUCCAGCGGUCAACCUACGGCCACGUUAGGCUUUCCUCGUUCCACUUCACCUUCGAAUGGAUUCACGAACUUUCUCUCGAAACCUUCAAGAUGGUUUGGCAGGAGUGCGUCAAAUCCAAAGAUCAGCACCGUUGCUGCCGCUUCAGAACCCAGAAUGAGCAGUUCUUCGGGAAGAAAACACAAGAUAUCGCGUCCUACUGACCCUAGGCCGAUUCUGGACUCAUAUAGUGCUGCUCCGGGGGCUAGGUGA